Mesocestoides corti is the source of this 4320-nucleotide messenger RNA. NCBI's taxonomy places the organism in Eukaryota, Metazoa, Platyhelminthes, Cestoda, Cyclophyllidea, Mesocestoididae. The record is from the annotation of a GenBank genome assembly.
AUGAACUCUAAAAAACCAUUUAAAAGCUAUGCUCAGAGACCACAAAGACAGAUUGUAGUAGAAGAGCAUCAAUCGGAUAUUUCUGUUCCUCCAAACGGAGUUUCUUCACAGGAAACUCCCACGGAUGCCUCUCUUUCAUUCAGAACUCCAACACCUACUGAUUAUGAAGCAGCCGUAAAGUACAAAGUACGCCUCCAUUGGGUGCAUUUUUGUCUUUCGUUCCAGACAAGUUGCCUGCUAACACGAGUCCAGGACAUUAAGCAGCGUCUAGCUGAAGUAACAAAUGAACUUACCCCUAUGGUUCUACCAGUGGCUACUUCUGACGUUGUGACUGCUGUUACGGUAGGUCAGCAAGAAGUAAGCCACAGAUUAGCCUCUCCAAGCGUCUCAAGCAUUACCUCGACAACUUGCAACAACGGAGGCGAUUGCACUAGCAGUGGGUGUUCGUGUUGCGAGGGCAUGCUAAACUAUCUUGCCUCACUUACAUCCGAUAACGCAUCAUUUGAUCAGCCUCAGUGGCAAAAUCUAAAAACACUGCUCAGUGGCCGGCGGCCCACAAAAUAUACCUCUGGAUGUCCUAAUAUCGAAGUGGUUUUAAAGGAACUGGUAGCGGUGGCUAGCGAAUUAUCCACGUCUACAGUCCCAGUGACAGAAAUGCAGGAAAUGGAGAAGCGUUUGAUGGAGGCUGAUGCAGAGGUGCUGCGUCUGCAGAAUCAGACGCAGGCCCUGCAAAAGCUACUGGACGACAGUUUCUUUGGACAGCCACUGUCGGGACACAUGCAGCCACGACAGAGAGUGGCGUCAGAGGACCUUUCGCACGCAAGCGGCAACUCGGAGUCGGUUGUCGCCUGGCUAGACCUUGCAGUCUCACCGUUCACCUUCUCGGACGCGGAAUCGGAGAGGCGUCAGGCUUCCACGCCCUAUAAGCAUCCCGGUGAUCAGGCUAUCGACGCUAAAGCCAGUCUUGAUGCCUUGAUUGCCGCCAAAAAGACAGAAUUAGCCGAGGUUAGGCGUGACACCAUCAACUGGGAUUCGAAACACAGUCUCAUUUGCGAGAAACAGGCAGAAAUCCAGGAUUUAAUGGAAGCUGUGGCCAAGGCCUUUCCGUCGAACGAUGAUACAGCCAUAGUUGAGGUGACAGAUCUCUCAGACGAGGACACAACGAUUGACGUCCCACGAAUACAGUCCACUAGCCCCUGCAGUGUCACCGUGGAAGAGUUGGUGAACAAAGCCGAGUCAUUGCGAAGCGAUCUCGAAGGCUUUGACAAAUCCACUGCCUCCCACCACGCAGACAAGCUCCAACCCUCUCUUGUUGCCCUUUCUGACGCACUGAAAUCCGUCCUGGUUGAAGUUUGUCCUGACGCUCUUGAAAGCCCUACCAAUGCUAAGUUGAGCUACUUCAAGGAUGCUCUUGGAAAACUGAAAGCCGAGGUAAACAACCUUCGCAAUCAACAGAUCGAAGUGCGUAGUGCUGCGUGUAGUUUGGGCGAAUUCAUGGCAAAGCAGCUUGCAGAAUUGCAAGACACGGUAGUGAUGAAUGAGGCCAGACAGUUUCAGGAAGAAGAGGAUCUUCAGGCGGUGCUUGAUGAGGUGCUUGAACGCACUUUCAACACGCAAAUUGACAGCGCCGUGCCUCGCCACGAACUUCUGAGGCAGAUGUUCGAAGCACAGGAGCUAGAAAUCGGACAGCUACACAGUGAGAUUGAAGGUAAGCAGGUUGAACUCGAAGGCCUACAGCAGACCCUAAGUAGCCUUGAGCAAGAACUAGCUAGUAAUACAGAGGCUGCGCAAGUACUCUGUGAAUCUAGGCUUGAAUUGAUUGAGAGAGUAGCUUCUCUUACGGCAGACGAUCUGCCUGGGGGCAGGUUUAAUGAAUUUUUAUCCGAACUUCGGCAAAAUGGUACAUUAGUCGACCACUUGAAGAACGUUGAUCUCUUCAACGAAGUCCUCGCUGAACGAAUCACAGAUUGGUUGAACAAACGCGAAGGCGAUAAUAAGUUAGCUCUUGCACAAAAGCAGUCUGAAAUUGACCUCUUGCUAGUAAGACUAGCUGAAGAGGAAGAAUUGCUCAAGAGUAAUGCAGACGAAGCUGAAGAAUUACGCACUCAGUUGAUGAUGCUACAGCAGAGCGUCCAAUCGCCUCCAACCAGCACAGAAAAGGCCGUAGAAACGGCUUCUGACCAGGAGCACGACGAGUCGUCACCGCUUCUGCGCUCAUUCCAGGACACAACUCAGGGUACACAAUUGUCUCCUGCAGACAAAGCCCUAUCACUCGGAUCAGACGACUUCGAGCCGUUCACAGGUGCUGCUCAGGCGGCUGCGGUGACCGAUUUGACGCCUGUUCGGGCUGGAUUUGAUGAACCCGGACAAAUUGUCGAGGCAUUGAAGGCCCAAGUGAACAGUCACGUCGACAGGAUCUCCCAAUUGGAAGCCCAAUUGUGCACGCAAAACGAGGCAUUUAAGUCGCAACUGGCCGAGGCCAGUGACAGGGCCAGUCAAUUUACUGUAAUCCAGAGCGCCUACGAAACGGACAUUCAACAGCUCAAGACGGUUCUAAGACACAAGACUGAUGAAAUUGUUAACCUUACCAACAUGCUGUCCUCAUCGCGACGGGAAGUUGAGGAAUUGGUUAGAACGAUUGGUAGCCUCAAAGACGACACCGAAGCUCUGAAGAUUGAGUUGAAGUCAGCUCAAGAGGAGACAGCUGCACGAACACAUGAGUUGGAGCAUGCGCAGGGUGUCCUUUCUGAAAGAGCACGUGAGUUAAGUGACAUCAGAGAGGUGGUGGCAGAUUACGACGAUCGGUUGCAGAACUUCCGCUUCGUCCUUCACAACAAGGACAAGGACCUGAAGGAGAGAAGUAAGCAGCUUGAUGCCCUGUCAAGUAAAUUGCGAGAGAAGCAGUCAGAGGUUAAGGCAGUUACUGAAGACUUCGCGCAACUUAACGGCCUCUUCAGCAGACUUUGGAAGAACACACUGUUGGUUGACGAGUCCCCGAGUCGAGACGCUGGCUUGGCCCUUCGAGAUGAGCCAAUGCAUGUCCUCAAGGCUUCGUCAGCAGUCGAUCAAUUCCUUGGGCUCCUGCUCUCCAAAGAACCAGAUCUCGUUAUGGGUGACUUGCAGGCCGGUGUGCAGGCGUAUAAAGCCUUCCGACAGAAGCACUCACCUGGGACGCCGCGUGGUGACUCAUCGACUUUCAUUCGGGAUGAGUCAGACCUACCCUGGAAUCCGUGUUGUGUAGCCGCAGUUUCUGCUGUUGGCACUAGCAUUGGGGACCCUAUCACGUUCAAUCUACUCAGGGACCUGGCCUACUCUGAAUCAUGCCGCGUGUGUCUGGCUAAUCAACUGUCCAAGUCCGAGUCUCAAGUAGACCAGUUAAAGGGCAUGUUAACCUCCCUGCGCGCCGAGGUCGAAACCAAUCAUUUGCAGUUAGCGGAACGAACACGGCAGCUCAUUCUUCUUGGCAUUGAUCCAGCAGAAAGGGCGGCGACCAAGUCACCGGAGACCAGUGGAAACCAAACCAUCUGUUAUGUGGACACAGACGAAGCUAUCGAGGCGGAAACCACAGUUCCUGUUCUUCAAAGGGCUGACGAUUCGGUCUUUUGGAAGGAUCACGCAGAACAGCUAGAAUUGGAAAACGUCGAGAAGACUGGUAUAAUAGAGCGGCUAAAUAAGUUGUAUUUGGACUCCAAAACAAGCGUAUCGCAGAUGGAACAGCGCUGUGUGGAGGCCGAUUGGGCAAAGCAAAAGGCACUAGAGAAGUUGGCACAAACUGAGACGUACCUACAGAAGUUAAUCCAUGACAAGUCCAGAACAGCAGACCAAUCAAAAGCGGAAAGCCAAAUCAGCGAGGAAGAUGAAGACGAAAGAACGGGCAAAAUAAGCCCAGAUGUCGAAACGUUGGCUCAAAUGCUCGACACCAAUGCCACAGAGAAGGAUAUUAUUCAAAAGGUUCAGCAAAUGAAAGAAGAGAUAUUAGAGAAGGAGGCCGAAGAGGGAAGACUAAGGCAGCAGCUGCAUAAAAUCCGAGAAAAAUUACUCAGCACACAGUCACACCUAGAAGAGCAAUGGGAGACUGCACAUAAAUUGCAACAAGCAACACAACAGGACAUCGACGAAAAACAAUUGUAUGUAAACAACCUCGAAACCAUUAAGCAAGAGAAUGAGAAAGAAAUAAACAGAUUAAGAGAAGAGCAGGAUAAAAUACAGCGCCAAGCUCAAGAAAAGGAGAACCAACUGUACGUCAAUCAGGCCAAUAUGGUGGAAUUAGAGAAGAGGUGUGAAUGCCUAGCAAGUGAGAAGUCUGCCCUGGAGGGUAGG